AUGAAUUACAGGAGAGACAAUAAUGAAAUCCAAUUCAAAAUCAUCAACGCGAUUUUGCUCACAGCGAUGAUCUUAUUGUUUGUUGUUUCAAUUCUAGUCCUUGUCAUCUAUCUUUAUAUCAAAUUUGUUGUUAGACGUCAAGCUCGAGCUCAGCAGCAUAUUCAACUUGGUGACAUAACGGGGAACCCGUACUCGGACAAUCCAGUACCACCAAAGUCGGGACUUGAACCAUCAACGAUUGCGUCUCUGCCGAUAUACGUUCAUAAACAAACUGAUGACAACUCGAGCUGUAUCGAAUGUGCAGUUUGCUUGGUUAAUUUAGAAGAGGAAGAAGAAGAAAUAGCUAGAAUUCUACCUAAUUGCAACCAUGUUUUUCAUGCGAAAUGUAUAGAUGUAUGGUUGAUAUCCCAUUCUACAUGCCCCAUAUGUCGAACUGAAGCUGACCCUGGAAGAAGAACCAAUUCUACUGGUGUUGAUGUCCAAGCAGGCCAACCGUCUGCAGUGGUGAUUAUCAGCUAG
This is a messenger RNA of Papaver somniferum (opium poppy), 519 nucleotides long. Its product is annotated as RING-H2 finger protein ATL40-like. The transcript has a single exon. Lineage: Eukaryota; Viridiplantae; Streptophyta; Magnoliopsida; Ranunculales; Papaveraceae. The record is from RefSeq and is a predicted model, not a curated record. The coding region runs from base 1 to 519 and encodes 172 amino acids.